Messenger RNA from Actinia tenebrosa (Australian red waratah sea anemone), 2202 nucleotides. Its product is annotated as aldehyde dehydrogenase, mitochondrial. Lineage: Eukaryota; Metazoa; Cnidaria; Anthozoa; Actiniaria; Actiniidae. Gene Ontology annotation, molecular function: oxidoreductase activity, acting on the aldehyde or oxo group of donors, NAD or NADP as acceptor. The record is from RefSeq and is a predicted model, not a curated record.
UUGGCUCUUGCAGUGAACUGUUGUUGGUUCUUGCCGUGAGCUUUUGGCUCUUGCAUGCCAUGACAUUUUGGCUGUGACAGUUGUGGGCCACUGUAAAAACAAGACUAACUUCGUUUGAAGAUACAUUUUACACAAAAACUGGUUUAACAGAUUUUUCAAAGCCAGUACCAAAACAAUACACACUACCUUUUAUGGAGUGUACUCUAAGAAAACCUGUUUAGAACAAAAGAAACUCUAACGUGUUUGCCGACUGCGAAGCAGUUUGUAUAGAGGUGCUUCUCUUGAGUACUUCUACUGCGGGUGGAUCUAGAACGAAUAUACAUACUCGAGGGAGGUAACAUUCAUUAUGGCUCUGCGUUUAGCUGCUUCUAUUCCCAGGACAGUGUUGAGGCGUUCACUGCCUUCUGCAAUCAGGCUUUGCAGACUUUCAGCUUUGGCACAGGAACAAGUAAAUGACAACCCAGACAUCAAAUACAAUCAGGUUUUUAUCAACAAUAAUUUUGUUGAUUCAGUCAGUGGUAAGACCUUUCCAACUAUAAACCCGUCCACUGGUGAAAAGAUCUGUGAUGUGGCUGAAGGAGACAAGGCUGAUGUAGAUCUUGCAGUCAAAGCUGCUCAACAGGCAUUUGGAUUGGGUAGUCCCUGGAGAACAAUGGAUGCAUCUGAGAGGGGUCGUCUACUCUACAAACUGGCAGAUCUGAUAGAGAGAGAUCGAGCUUAUAUUGCUAGUCUUGAAUCACUUGACAAUGGCAAACCAUACCGUGAUUCCUUCAACGUCGACCUGGACUUGGUAAUCAAAUGCUAUCGUUACUAUGCAGGAUGGGCAGAUAAAAUUCAUGGCAAGACCAUUCCUCUAGAUGGUCCAUAUUUGUGUUACACGCGCCGAGAACCAGUUGGAAUAAUUGGACAAGUGAUUCCUUGGAACUUCCCUCUAUUGAUGCAGGCAUGGAAGCUUGGCCCUGCCCUAGCAACUGGGAAUGUCGUUGUCAUGAAACCUGCUGAGCAGACCCCCCUGACAGCCUUGUAUAUUGCCUCGCUUAUUGCUGAGGCUGGUUUUCCACCCGGUGUUGUUAAUGUGAUUCCUGGGUAUGGCCCGACAGCAGGAGGCGCAAUUGCAAGCCACAUGGACGUGGAUAAAAUUGCGUUUACUGGUUCUACCGAGGUUGGAAAAAUCAUCCAACAAACUGCAGGAGCGACUAAUCUUAAGAACGUCACGCUGGAGCUCGGCGGCAAGAGCCCGAACAUUGUUCUCAAAGACUCUGAUGUUGACUUUGCUGUGGAGAUGAGCCACUUUGCGCUUUUCUUCAACCAGGGACAAUGUUGCUGUGCUGGAAGUCGUACCUUUGUUGAGGAGGCAAUUUAUGAUGAGUUUGUGGAGAAGAGCGUUAAAAGGGCCCUGAAUCGAACUGUGGGGAACCCCUUCGACUUGAAUAAUGAACAAGGACCUCAGGUCGACAAGGAACAGUUGGACAAGAUUUUGAACUUGAUUGAAAGCGGCAAAAAUGAAGGGGCCAAGCUAGAAGUAGGUGGUGGUCGUCAUGGUGACAAGGGCUACUUUGUUCAGCCAACUGUAUUCUCUGGUGUUCAGGAUGACAUGACUGUUGCCAAGGAAGAGAUUUUCGGGCCAGUGAUGCAAAUCCUGAAGUUCAAGGAUACUGAUGACAUCAUCAGACGAGCCAACAAGAGCAUAUAUGGUCUUGCGGGAUCGAUUAUUACCAAAGACCUUGAACGAGCUAUGAUGCUGUCUAAUAGUCUUCGCGUUGGAACUGUGUGGGUCAACUGUUAUGAUGCUCUUAGUGCCCAAGCACCUUUUGGAGGAUACAAGAUGUCUGGAUCAGGAAGAGAGUUAGGAGAGUAUGGUCUUGAACAGUACUCUGAAGUCAAAACGGUGACUAUCAAGCUUCCCCAGAAGAAUUCUUAGGAUGAUGGAUCUCACCAUAGUUGAUGCAGGAACUAAUUUAGUCCAACUAAUACCUUGCACAACUGUGUGCCAUAGCAAGUAUCAGGCAGAUUGUAUAACCAACCCAUAUAUCACACUAUGUCACGUCAAAUUGUAUUGACAUUAAUUUACUGACAUUGUUAUACUUGGAGAUACCUUUUAGAUAAAUAUUUCCUUAUAAACCAUGAUUGUAAUCAACAACAAUAUACCAAUGAAAUGAAUCUCAGAUUUAAAAUUAAAAUAAAAUUAAAACUAAACUGUGA